GCCGCUUCCUGUCUUAAGAGGAUCCUUACACAUUGAUUAUGCUUAAGGAAAAAUGAUGGAGAUAAGCAUGAGAUCUCCGUCGCACAGCUGCAUGUGUAGGCACAGUUGAAGCAGUUGCCCACCUAAUUGGUUGACAGUAUUGAUGUGUGUUAAACAAAAAACAAUUUAAAGACAGGCAACAUCUGUAUUUAUGAGUUUGCAAAUAAGCCUAGUCAGAGUGUGCUGAUGGAGCCUUCUAGCAAUGAACAGUUAUAUGAUGACCCUGAUCCUGGAGGCAAACCCCAAGAUCCAGAGGCCAGAAAGCCUCCUGAAGCAGAGCAGAAAUUGUCUAAAAUGACCCACAAUGCUUUGGAGAACAUUAAUGUGAUUGGCCAAGGCUUGAAGCACCUCUUCCAGCACCAGCGCAGGAGGUCUUCAGUGUCUCCUCAGGAUGUGCAACAAGUCCAGGCUGAGGCGGAGCCUGAGAUGGACCUGGAGAGCCAGAGCUCCUGUGCUGAUAUUGAUGGUGUCUCCACCCACCCCACAGCUUUGAAUCGAGUACUGCAGCAGAUCCGCGUGCCCCCUAAGAUGAAGAGAGGCACGAGCUUGCACAGCAGGCGGGGCAAGCCAGAUGCCCCAAAGGGCAGCCCUCAGGUCAACCGGAAAUCUGGCCAAGACAUCGCUGCGGUGGUGCAGUCCGGCCGACCUCGGUCAUCUUCUACCACUGAUUCUCCCGCCAGCUCAGCUGCCCUCGAGAUAGCGUGUGCUGCUUAUCUUCCUGGGGAGGAGAUAACUGCAGAGCGGAUCGACCGGUUGGAAGUAAGCAGCCUUGCUCAGACCUCCAGUGCAGUGACCUCUAGCACCGACGGCAGCAUCAACACUGACUCAGUGGAUGGGACACCUGACCCACAGCGCACCAAAGCAGCGAUCACCCACCUGCAGCAGAAGAUCCUGAAGCUCACGGAACAGAUCAAGAUCGAGCAAACAGCCCGAGAUGACAAUGUGGCAGAGUACUUGAAGCUCGCCAACAACGCGGACAAGCAGCAGACCGCCCGCAUCAAGCAGGUGUUUGAGAAGAAAAACCAGAAAUCGGCCCAGACCAUCCUGCAGCUGCAGAAGAAGCUAGAACACUACCAUCGGAAGCUCCGAGAAGUGGAGCAGAAUGGCAUCCCCCGGCAGCCCAAGGACGUCUUCAGGGAUAUGCACCAGGGCCUAAAGGACGUAGGGGCCAAAGUGACCGGCUUCAGCGAGGGGGUAGUGGACAGCGUCAAAGGCGGGCUGUCCAGUUUCUCCCAGGCCACCCACUCGGCCGCAGGAGCCGUUGUCUCAAAGCCGAGAGAGAUCGCCUCCUUAAUUCGGAACAAGUUUGGCAGCGCAGACAACAUCUCUAAUCUGAAAGACUCUUUGGAGGAAGGGCAGCUGGAGGAUGGGCCCGGGGGGAAGCCCCUGGGGGUGAUUGCCAACUUUCAGUCGAGUCCAAAGUAUGGUAGUGAGGAAGACUGUUCCAGCGCUACCUCGGGCUCAGUGGGAGCCAACAGUACCACGGGGGGCGGCCCUGUGGGGGCAUCAAGCUCCAAAACAAACACUCUGGAGAUGCAGAGCUCAGGGCUUGAUGCAAUACUUCACGAGAUCCAGGAAAUCCGAGAGACCCAGGCCAGGCUAGAGGAAUCCUUUGAAAACCUCAAGGAACAUUAUCAGAGGGACUAUUCCUUCAUAAUGCAGGCCUUACAGGAGGAGAGGUACAGAUGUGAGCGAUUAGAGGAACAGCUCAAUGACCUUACUGAACUCCAUCAGAACGAGAUCUUGAACUUAAAGCAGGAGUUGGCCAGCAUGGAGGAGAAAAUCGCCUAUCAGUCUUAUGAGAGGGCUCGGGACAUCCAGGAGGCGCUGGAGGCUUGCCAGACCCGGAUCUCCAAGAUGGAAUUGCAGCAGCAGCAGCAACAGGUGGUGCAGUUGGAAGGGUUGGAGAACGCCACUGCCCGAAACCUCCUGGGCAAGUUCAUCAAUAUCCUUCUGGCUGUGAUGGCGGUUCUCUUGGUCUUCGUCUCCACCGUGGCCAACUGCGUGGUCCCUCUCAUGAAGACACGCAGCAGGACGUUCAGCACUUUAUUCCUUGUGGUUUUCAUUGCCUUUCUCUGGAAGCAUUGGGACGCCAUCUUUGGCUAUGUGGAACGGUUCUUUUCAUCCCCAAGAUGAUGACACAGAGGCAGCUGCUCCCCAAACCCCUGGCGCGUGCAUGCAGCAAAGAUUUAGACAGCAACUUAACUCCUCUGAAGUUUUAAACAAGAGUCGAGUGAAUCUGUUUACAUUUAGAAUAACGUUUUUUCUCUGAGAGACGCGAUUGCAAUAGUAUUUUUUAGAUUUUAUCCAAGAAGUUUUUUGGGCAAAAAUCCUGGAUCAUUUUUAUGUAGCAUGAUUCUCCUGGGAUGCAAAUCUUAAAAAGAUCCUUUAACACGAACCAACACAAUCUGGAGCACAGUGAUGGGCAUUCUAAAUUCUGGCUUGAACUACUGCACUAAAACCCAUUAGAAAGAUGAGUCAACUUCAACCAGUUAGGCCUAGCAACCUGCCUUGUCUGGGAGCAUACCAGACCCCUUCUUCCCCAGGCUAACCUUUACUGUGAAAUCCUAGCACAUUCCAUGUCUGAAUUCACGGAUUCAGGGUGGAUUUUCCUUAGCUUCGGAAAACACACGGAGGAACACAUGGAUCUGCCCAACAACUUCCACACUCAAGGCGGCCAGUCACGCUGAUCUCGAAGUGUGGUCAUUUUUGUAUCUGGGCCCUUAACCUUUGGCAAGGAUACAAAGGGUCAAGCCCUACAGGAUAACUGCAGUCCUACAGUAUUUUGAAGUAACCCUCUAAAUACUUAAUCUUAAGCAAAAGCCCUUGGCCGCACUUUUAAG
Messenger RNA from Dromiciops gliroides (monito del monte), 2882 nucleotides. Its product is annotated as transmembrane and coiled-coil domains protein 1. Gene Ontology annotation, cellular component: endomembrane system. The record is from RefSeq and is a predicted model, not a curated record. Gene Ontology annotation, biological process: endosome membrane tubulation; endosome fission; membrane fission. The transcript has a single exon. Bases 226 to 2175 code for a protein of 649 amino acids. NCBI's taxonomy places the organism in Eukaryota, Metazoa, Chordata, Mammalia, Microbiotheria, Microbiotheriidae.